Xiphias gladius (swordfish) is the source of this 2900-nucleotide messenger RNA. RefSeq lists its product as uncharacterized. NCBI's taxonomy places the organism in Eukaryota, Metazoa, Chordata, Actinopteri, Istiophoriformes, Xiphiidae. Bases 788 to 2353 code for a protein of 521 amino acids. The record is from RefSeq and is a predicted model, not a curated record. The transcript has 11 exons.
UCUCAAUGGGCUUGAGCUGGUUUCACCUCAUUUAACUUACAACAUGAAAGCUGCAAUGUGCAACGUUGAAAUCAUCCCCUCCUGCAUUCAUUUUGACAUUUCACUAAUCAAGGCAACCUGUGCAAUUAUUACUUUUUCCGUAAUUAGUGAGAGACACACGCUGGUGAAACACGCAGCUCCGACAAUCUGCGAUCUGUCGUGUACAUGGUGCUUGUGAGUCGCUUCUGUGAGGCCCACAACGUCAGCAGCUCCUGACCCUAAAAAAGGCUUUAUGAGAAGUCUCAGAAGCUGAGACUCAACCAGAGACCUCUCCACGUCCGCGGACCUUGUUGGGGCUUUAGGCGGGAAAGUGUCUACAAAAACUGUCACAAAAAUGAACCGAGUUUCAGCACCUCAGUUGCCCCAUAUGAAAAUACAAAUACUGCAUAAAUCUAGAGAAGCUGUAGAAAAAAAUCUGAAGUUUUGGACGAAAGAGCGAGACGAGACAGUUGAGUUCUACCUCCUGUGUUAAGAUGAGUCUCAUCUCUGCAGUAGUGACGGUUGGUUAAGACAACUGCAUUCACUGCUCUUCACCAUUUGUCAAGCCUGAUCACAAUCUUAAAACCACGGCACAAGCCAUUUCCUCAUACCAGGAACAUUUCCUGGUUGGUUGUUUGUUUUCAUGCUGGAUAAUCUACCAUGUGGGAGGAAAGAAGGCAGGGAGAGUAAAAGAGCGGCUGUCUUACCAAGCAUAUGAGUUAGUGUUGGUAUUAAAUUAGUCUUUGCAUAGAGAGAUAACACAUUCGCUAUGCCGCCGUCUCUGCUGCUGCUGCUGCUGCUGCUGCUGGUCUGCAGCUCGCAGGCACAUCAUUUUUAUGGCACAGUGAUAACCUACUACCCAAAAAACACUAACACAGAUGGAUCUGUCAAGGUGGUCCUUCGCUAUAAGCUGAACUUCCACAGGUGCAGAGAAAUUGACUCGUGGGAUUGCCUCAGCGGGGACUGUGGGAGUCAGGGAUCUGUCAUGCUAAACCAGGUCGAUGGGGAUAGCCGUGAAGAGUGUCAGACGGAGGGGAUCGAGACCCGCCAGGUUCCCAGUGACGCUUCUUUUCAGCUGGUGUUGGACGGUGGUAGAUGGAUAAAUAACAGAAAUGGCAUCACAUCAUGGAGAGCCGUGACUCUGGUUGAACUGAAGAGCCGGUCCGACACCGGCAAAGCAAACACAUCACCCCAAACCACAUUCCUGCCAGCUGUGAGAGUUCCUUCAAACUGUCAGAGAGAUUUCAACCUGUUGGCGUUUGACCCUGAUGGGGACGAGGUGAAGUGCAGAUAUGGAAGCACGUCGCACACGUCACAGAAAGAGUGUAACCCCUGCACACCACCGUCAGUCCUCACCCUUUCAUCAUCUUGCACUCUGUCAUUCAGCGCCACAAGUACCAGUGAUCAAGGUCUAUACGCUGUCCAGCUGGUGAUGGAGGACUUUCCCAGGCGGACUAUCACCCUGACUCAAACCAACGGGGUGGAGACAACAAUAACUACCAACGAUGCUAUCAGCAAAAUACCCGUCCAGUUUGUUUUAUUGGUGGAUCCUGUGGUGUCAUCCUGCGCAGAGGGACUCUAUUUGCCCGAGUUCCUUCCUCCAACCCCAGCCAACAGAGCUCGGCUGUACACCUCUGUCAGUCAGUCCCUGGAAAUCAACAUCAGUGCACAAGCAAGUAACUCCACGAUCUCUGAGCUGCUGUUCAGUGGCCCGUACAACAUACACCAUACUACAGUGGCAGCAGGACGGCACAUCCUUACGUGGACGCCAUAUCCAAACGAAGACGGGGAAAGCCAUCCCAUCUGCUUUGUCGUCCAGGCAGUUUCCAAUUCAACGAUAUAUCAAUCAGAGCUUCGAUGUGUCAUUGUGACGGUGGGACCUGACCCAACAACAGCCACACCAACUACAACCACUGCGGCAUCCACAACAACCACCCCACUAACCACAACCACCGUCGAGACAACAACUACUGCACCAACUUCCAGUUCACAGCCCACAACCAUCAUUUCCGCUGUUCCAACUACGACUACGCCUCAAACCACAACAUCGCCGCCAAUGACCACCACCGCUGCACUGACAACAGCUAACACGGACGGCGCGACUACCGUCCUGUCGACUACAACCAUCACUACUACGAGUACAACCACGGCUCCUUCGACAACUACGCCCGCCACAGCAACAAGUCCAUCAGCAGCUUCCCCAACACCUGUAAUCAACGUCUUGAAUAAAGUCAUCGUAGGUCUGAGGAUGAAGAUCUCCUCUUCAUCUCCACUGUCUGAGGACUACGUCAGGAACACUGUCAUACCACAAUUCUGCCUCUUUGUGCCCAGAUAACCGCGAUAAUGCCUCAGCACCGCUGUCUGUUUCCUUCUCCAGCUGAAAGAAGAGCUGGUGCGAAAAGGGCUGCCAGCAGACAUCCGUCUAUGCCGCGUCACCAGGGUGUAACUGGAAGAAACAACCACGGCGGUGGAGUUUACUGACCCUUGUUUUUGCUUCAAAUGCGCUAUUCUCAGGAGCUUUUUCCAACGCAGUUCUCGCAGCAGUUUUAGUUUUUGGAAAUUUCAUGUUUAUUAAGUCGUAUAUCUCCAGUCAAAUGAAUUCCCACUUGCCCUCGUACAGUUGGAAGCCUCCAAGAUAAAUUUUAGUGAUCCUUUCUGUGGCAGCACAUAACAGGGAACAUGUGCCAACUUUCAGCGGCAUAAUGCUGCUGCUGUUGCCUGAAAAUGCCUACUGUGAUUUUAAAACAUCUUUUUUCUAAAAUGAUUUUGAAUAUUUUCAAUGCCCACAUUUUUCUGUGUGCAGAAAACCGAUAGUUCCUAUUAUCAGAUUUACAAAUCAGCUCUGUUGGCCAUGUGUUUUUUACUUACUUGCUGACUGACUC